This is a messenger RNA of Hevea brasiliensis (rubber tree), 2357 nucleotides long. RefSeq lists its product as uncharacterized. The coding region runs from base 223 to 2091 and encodes 622 amino acids. Lineage: Eukaryota; Viridiplantae; Streptophyta; Magnoliopsida; Malpighiales; Euphorbiaceae. The transcript is spliced from 11 exons. The record is from RefSeq and is a predicted model, not a curated record.
CUCUAUCGGUAUCCCCACCUACCACAAAGCUCCUUGUGUCCUAAUCUUUCUAACGCUCAGUAUUCUCCAAUCCUCUCUGCUUCUUGCUCAUCUCUGCCAUGAAUCAGUGCAAUCAUCUGUGUAUUCUUCUUUAUCUUCGCUCUCAUCCAUUUGAUUGAAUGAUAAGUCUACAUUGAUUUUGCAAGUGGUUUAGUCUUUAUAGACAAUUACAAAGAAUUGGCAAUGGGUAUACUCUUCGUGAUGCAGAAGUGGUCUCGCCGGGUUUCUACUAUGCUACCUUGGUUAGUUAUUCCUCUUGUAGGAUUGUGGGCUCUUCCACCGCUUCUGGCACCUGCUAUUCGAUUUGAGAUCACCUCACCUAUGAUCGCUUGGGUUUUUGUGCCUUUGGUAACUCUGUCUGCUUGGCGUGUGCGGAUGAAUGUGCAGUCAAGAUUUGGUAGAAAAUGGCAAUUGGGUUGGUGGGUCUAUUGCAGGGAAAUCGGUGGAAGAACGGGAAUAGGGGGUUUGGUCUAUAUAGACAAUUACAAAGAAUUGGCAAUGUGUAUACUCCCUGUGAUCCAGAUGUGGUCUCGCCGGGUUGCUACUAUGCUGCCUUGGUUAGUUAUUCCUCUUAUAGGAUUGUGGGCUGUUUCACCGCUUCUGGCACCUGCUAUUCGAUUUGAGAUCACCUCACCUAUGCUCGCUUGGGUUUUUGUGCUUUUGGUAACUCUGUUUGCUUGGCGUGUGCGGAUGAAUGUGCAGUCAAGAUUUGGUAGAAAAUGGCAAUUGGCUUGGUGGGUCUAUUGCAGGGAAAUCAGUGGAAGAAUAGGAGUGGGUAUUUCAGAGGCGAUGAGAAUUAUUUUGCUGAGAAAUCUUAUUCAGGUUAGUCAGCCCAAAGUCCAAGAUACAUACCUUAUAGCAAAGUCAUCAUUUAUGCUUAGGACGAUGAGAAUGAAGAUGGUGAUGAGGGAACUGGCGCAGCCUCUGCAUUUCAUGUACUCGGUGGAAUUUUGGAGGAUGGCCGUGUUUUGGACAAUCUCUCUCCUUGCCUCAUAUUUGCAAUUGUUUUGCCAAAGGGCAUUUAGGCAGAGUUCUGAUGCCUAUCCCCAUUGCCGUCCUCCAAGAAAUGGGCCCAGCAGACCCCUUUGCAUCAUUACUGGUGCUACAUCUGGUCUAGGUGCGGCUGCUGCAUAUGCUCUUUCAAAAGAAGGUUUUUUUAUUGUUCUUGUUGGACGGUCAUCUAAAUUGUUACGUGAGACUGUGGAGAGGAUAAAAAAACAGAAUGAGGAUGCCCAGCUCAAAGUUUUUGAGGUUGACAUAUCAUCUUUCCAGUCAAUCUUAAAGUUCAAAAGCUCACUGGAGAAGUGGCUCUUGGAUUCCUUUAUGCAUUCUUCCAUCCAACUCCUGAUAAACAAUGCUGGGAUAUUGGCAACAUCACAUCGUCUCACUGUUGAAGGCUAUGAUCAGAUGAUGGCUGCAAAUUACAUCGGUGCAUUCUCUCUGACCAAAUUUCUAUUGCCACUUCUGAGAAACAGCCCUGUUGGUUCACGGAUAGUGAAUGUUACAUCCUUUACACAUCGAAGUGUAUUUUCCAUGCAGGUUGACAAGGAAACUGUUGCUGGGAAGUGCUUCUCUAAAUCGAAACUAUAUCCAUAUGCUCAUAUCUAUGAGCAUUCCAAAUUAUGCAUACUGCUGUUCUCAUACCAGCUUCAUCGGCAACUGCUCUUGAUGGAUAAAUCUUGUCGAGUCUCUGUCAAUGCUGCAGAUCCUGGGGCAGUGCAAACCAAUAUCAUGAGAGAAAUUCCUUCUUGUCUUUCACAUGUGACAUUUGUACUAUUGAAACUUCUCGGCCUUUUGCAGUCACCUAAUAAUGGGGUUAGCUCUAUUCUUGAUGCUGCCCUUGCACCACCGGAAACAUCUGGGGUAUACUUUUUUGGUGGAAAGGGCAGGACUCUGAACUCUUCUGCACUUUCACAUGAUAUCAGGCUUGCGGAGAAACUUUGGACCACAUCAUGCAAUCUCUUUGAAGAGAUGAAACUUGCUUCCGAGGACAAAGAGGACAGUUUUCAUGAACGACUGGAAGAAGAUAGAGUUUCCUUGCACGAUGAGUAGGUAGAUGCAUGCUUGCAGCAGUUAGGAGCUCAUGGGCCAAUAAACUGUUUGGUGAGAUGAGUUACUGUUCUGUAGUGGUUUCAUGAAUGAAUAUUUUCAUCUUCUGUGUGGAGAAGCGAUAGCUGGAGCUGCAGCAUAUCAUAGUAGAAGGUCCUUAACUUAUGAAUCAAGCUUCUCUAGUCCAAAUCAAAGAGCCAAGUUAUGUUGGGAAUGUCAAGAUUUGCAUGCCGAGUUUGAAGUUGUUAAUUGAUGAUAGUUGCUUGUUA